AUGGCCUUGCUGGGGCUCAGGUUCUCGUUAUUUGUAACAGCAAGAAAAUGGGGUGUGCAGUGUGGCACAAAUCACCUUUCUGUUCCUGGGAUGAACAUUCCAGAUGUGGUUACUUUAUGCCAGUAUAUACAGGCCUCUAAAACCCGAGAUGGUGCCAGCUGUUUCAUUUCAAGUGCAACAGAAGGGGAAAACUUUGAACAGACUCCGUUAAGACGCACAUUUAAAUCCAAAGUUCUUGCUCGCUAUCCUGAGAAUGUUGAAUGGAAUCCUUUUGACCAGGAUGCAGUGGGAAUGCUGUGUAUGCCUAAAGGGCUUGCUUUCAAGACACAAGCAGAUUCCAGAGAACCUCAGUUCCACUCUUUUAUUAUAACUCGUGAAGAUGGCUCACGGACAUUUGGAUUUUCUCUCACGUUUUUUGAGGAAGUUACUAGCAAACAGAUCUGCAGUGCAAUGCAGACGUUAUAUCAUAUGCACAAUGCUGAAUAUGACAUUCUUCAUACUCCACCCACAAAUGACAAAGAUAGCUGCAGCAGCACUGGGGACUGCAAUGGCACUUCUGUUUCAAAGCUACAGCGUUUUAACUCCUAUGACAUCAGCAGAGACACACUCUAUGUAUCAAAGUGCAUUUGUCUGAUUACUCCAAUGUCUUUUAUGAAAGCUUGUAAGAAAGUACUAGAACAACUUCAUCAAGCAGUGACUUCACCUCAGCCGCCACCUCUACCUUUAGAAAGCUACAUCUACAAUAUUCUCUAUGAGGUUCCUCUUCCUCCAGCAGGAAGGUCAUUAAAAUUUUCAGGUGUUUAUGGACCAAUUGUCUGCCAGAGGCCAAGCACCAAUGAACUACCAUUAUUUGAUUUUCCGGUUAAAGAAGUUUUUGAAUUGCUUGGAGUAGAAAAUGUGGUUCAACUCUUUACCUGUGCCCUCUUGGAAUUUCAGAUACUGCUUUAUUCACAGUAUUAUCAGAGACUGAUGACUGUGGCAGAGACCAUCACAGCACUAAUGUUUCCAUUUCAGUGGCAGCAUGUGUAUGUUCCUAUUCUUCCAGCAUCCCUCCUUCAUUUUCUAGAUGCUCCUGUCCCUUACCUCAUGGGCUUGCACUCUAAUGGUUUGGAUGACAGGUCUAAGCUGGAACUUCCUCAGGAGGCUAACCUGUGCUUUGUGGAUGUAGACAACCAUUUCAUCGAGCUGCCAGAAGACUUACCCCAGUUCCCAAAUAAACUUGAGUUCGUCCAGGAAAUUUCGGAGAUACUAAUGGCUUUUGGAAUUCCACCUGAGGGAAACCUUCACUGCAGUGAAAGUGCCUCCAAGAUGAAGAGCCUCAGAGCAUGUGAUUUGGUUUCUGAUAAAAGAAAUGGGAACAUAGCAGGAUCACCUUUGAAUUCCUAUGAGCUGCUAAAGGAAAAUGAAACUAUUGCAAGACUCCAAGCACUUGUUAAAAGAACAGGUGUGAGUCUGGAAAAGUUGGAGGUACGAGAGGAGACCAGUAGCAAAAAGGAUCUUAAAAUUCAGUGUGAUGAAGAAGAAUUCAAGAUUUACCAGCUGAACAUUCAAAUCCGUGAAGUUUUUGCCAACCGUUUUACACAAAUGUUUGCAGAUUAUGAAGUAUUUGUCAUUCAGCCCAGUCAGGACAAGGACUCUUGGUUUACAAACAGGGAACAAAUGCAAAACUUUGAUAAAGCAUCUUUCUUGUCGGACCAGCCUGAACCAUACUUGCCUUUCCUCUCGAGGUUCCUGGAGACCCAAAUGUUUGCAUCAUUUAUUGACAAUAAGAUUAUGUGCCAUGAUGAUGAUGAUAAAGACCCUGUUCUGAGAGUAUUUGAUUCUAGAGUGGAUAAAAUUAGGCUGCUAAAUGUUAGGACACCAACUCUGCGCACAUCCAUGUAUCAAAAGUGCACAACCAUUGACGAAGCUGAAAAAUCUAUUGAAUUGAGGCUAGCAAAAAUAGAUCACACUGCAGUCCACCCACACUUGCUGGACAUGAAAAUUGGACAAGGGAAAUAUGAGCUUGGAUUUUUUCCCAAGCUUCAGUCUGAUGUUUUAUCCACCGGACCAGCAAGCAACAAGUGGACAAAGAGAAAUGCUCCUGCACAGUGGAGGCGGAAGGACAGACAGAAGCAACACACAGAGCACCUGCGUCUUGACAAUGAUCAGAGAGAGAAGUAUAUCCAAGAAGCCAGGAAUCUGGGUAGCACCAUUCGGCAGCCCAAACUGUCUAACCUCUCUCCAUCGGUAAUUGCACAAACAAAUUGGAAGUUUGUAGAAGGCUUGUUGAAGGAAUGCCAAAAUAAGACCAAGAGAAUGUUGGUUGAAAAAAUGGGUCGAGAAGCUGUGGAGCUAGGUCAUGGUGAAGUGAAUAUCACAGGUGUGGAAGAGAAUACCCUGAUAGCCAGUCUGUGUGACCUCUUAGAAAGGAUAUGGAGCCAUGGUCUGCAAGUCAAACAGGUGAGAAACAAAUAUUCCCGAAUACUUCUUGAUUCAGAAAGGAGAAAGUCUGAUACCAGUCCAGCCAUGUCACCUCUUAGAAUCUCUCUCAUCCAGGAUAUGAGGCAUAUCCAGAACAUCAGUGAGAUCAAAACAGAUGUUGGCAAGGCCAGAGCCUGGGUUCGUCUCUCUAUGGAAAAGAAGUUGCUCUCUAGGCAUCUAAAACAGCUGCUGUCAGAUCAUGAACUCACAAAAAAACUCUACAAGCGUUAUGCAUUCCUCCGCUGUGAUGAUGAGAAAGAACAAUUCUUAUAUCAUCUCCUGUCAUUCAAUGCUGUUGAUUACUUUUGCUUUACCAAUGUUUUCACAACAAUCUUGAUACCAUACCAUAUAUUGAUUGUUCCUAGCAAGAAACUUGGUGGCUCGAUGUUUACAGCCAAUCCUUGGAUCUGUAUCUCGGGAGAACUGGGUGAAACCGGAGUCCUGCAGGUUCCUAGGAAUAUAUUAGAAAUGACUUUUGAGUGCCAGAACCUGGGAAAACUGACCACGGUGCAAAUAGGACAUGAUAAUUCAGGGCUGUAUGCCAAGUGGCUGGUGGAAUACGUUAUGGUCAGAAAUGAAAUAACAGGGCAUACUUACAAGUUUCCCUGUGGAAGGUGGCUUGGAAAAGGAAUGGAUGAUGGCAGUUUAGAGAGGAUCUUGGUGGGAGAGUUGCUGACUUCCCACACUGAGGCUGAUGAGCGGCAGUGCCGAACUCCUCCUUUGCAGCAGUCACCAAGUAUGAUCAGAAGAUUUGUCACUAUAUCGCCAAACAAUAAGCCAAAGUUAAAUACUGGUCAGAUACAGGAAGCUAUUGGUGAAGCUGUCAAUGGUAUUGUGAAGCAUUUCCACAAACCAGAGAAGGAGAGAGGCAGUCUGACGCUGUUGCUGUGUGGAGAGAGUGGACUUGUUUCAGCUCUUGAGCAAGUGUUUCAGCAUGGAUUUAAAUCACCGAGACUCUUCAAAAACGUCUUUAUUUGGGACUUUUUAGAAAAAGCACAAACAUACUAUGAGACCCUUGAGCAGAAUGAAAUGGUUCCAGAAGAGAACUGGCAGACAAGGGCCAGGAAUUUCUGUCGCUUUAUCACUGCUAUCAACAACACCCCUAGAAACAUUGGGAAGGAUGGCAAGUUUCAGAUGCUGGUGUGUCUUGGAGCCAGAGACCACCUUUUGCAUCACUGGAUCGCCCUGCUCGCAGACUGCCCGAUCACAGCACAGAUGUAUGAAGACACAGCACUGAUUAAGGAUCACACUCUUGUGAAUUCUUUGAUUCGAGUGUUGCAGACCUUGCAGGAGUUCAACAUUACGCUGGAGGCAUCUCUUGUCAAAGGAAUCGAUAUUUGA
This is a messenger RNA of Antrostomus carolinensis (chuck-will's-widow), 3804 nucleotides long. It is a transcript of the gene DENND5A, whose product is annotated as DENN domain containing 5A. Gene Ontology annotation, molecular function: guanyl-nucleotide exchange factor activity; small GTPase binding. Lineage: Eukaryota; Metazoa; Chordata; Aves; Caprimulgiformes; Caprimulgidae. Gene Ontology annotation, cellular component: trans-Golgi network. The record is from RefSeq and is a predicted model, not a curated record. The transcript has 22 exons. Bases 1 to 3804 code for a protein of 1267 amino acids. Gene Ontology annotation, biological process: retrograde transport, endosome to Golgi.